AGUAUAGGGAUUGUAGGAAUCAACAUCAUAUUUCUUUAUGGUUUCUGGUUGGAAGGAGGAAGGUUAAAGGCAGUACAGGUUGCUGGAAGACUUGCUAACAGCUAUUGUUUCCUUAGUCUUCCGGUCCUGUAAUAGACAGAAAUCAGGGAAAAAGAGGUGUUCAAGAGGCAGUCGGAACAUAUGGCUUCAUCAUUCAGAGCGUUCUUGAAUAGUCCAGUUGGUCCUAAAACAACUCAUUUUUGGGGACCCGUAGCCAACUGGGGUUUUGUUGUUGCUGGGUUGGUUGACAUGCAGAAACCCCCCGAAAUGAUCUCUGGAAACAUGACUGCGGCAAUGUGCGUCUACUCAGGAUUGUUCAUGAGGUUUGCAUGGAUGGUGCAGCCACGUAAUUAUCUACUUCUAGCAUGUCAUGCUUCAAAUGAGACGGUACAGCUCUAUCAACUUUCUAGAUGGGCAAAGGGUCAAGGGUACUUGUCAUCAUCGGAGAAAAAAGAAGAGGCCUCGUCUCAGUAGUGACUUGAUGCGGCCUUGUUUCCAUGUCAGUUUCCAUUAACUCUGCUUCUGAUUUGAAGUGCAUACAUUGUUAUUUCCAACAGUGACUAUUCUGCAUGCACGGCCAUUAGUUAUCUUCUUGUUUGGAUAAAUAAAGCUUUGAAUCCGACCACGAUAAAUGAUUUGAAUUAUAAAAGCUUCGUUUUACCAUAGCCAUGGAUA
Molecule: messenger RNA, 714 nt
Organism: Carica papaya (papaya)
Lineage: Eukaryota; Viridiplantae; Streptophyta; Magnoliopsida; Brassicales; Caricaceae
Source: RefSeq, a predicted model, not a curated record